AUGCAAUAUGCUAAUGGUGGUAAUUUACAAAAUUAUCUUAAAAAUAAUUUUAAUAAUUUAAAUUGGAAUGGUAAAAACAGGUUAGCAUUUCAAAUUGCAAAUGGAUUAAAUUACUUGCAUAAUGAAGAUGUUUUACAUAGAGAUCUUCAUUCUAAAAAUAUACUUAUUCAUAAUAAUGAUGCAAAGAUUACAGAUUUUGGUAUUUCAAAAUUUGGAAAUAAUUCUACUAGACCUUGUGGUAAAACUGCUUAUAUAGAUCCACAAAUACUUACAAAUCAUAAUUUUCAAUAUAUUAAGCCUUCAAAUAUUUAUAGUUUUGGAAUUCUAAUGUGGGAACACUCUAAAAAUAUUGUUAUUCAUGAAGGUAAUGCUAAAAUUACAGAUUUUGGUAUUUCAAAAGUUGAAAAUAAUUCUUCAAUACAUAUUGGACUUUUUGGUAAAAUUGCUUAUAUGGAACCACAAAUACUUGCCGAUCAAAAUUUUGAAUAUAUUAAAGCUUCAGAUAUUUACAGUUUUGGUAUAUUGAUGUGGGAAAUUUCUAGUGGACAUUCUCCUUUUGAAGAUAAAUUUAAUAAUAAUUAG
Funneliformis geosporum is the source of this 582-nucleotide messenger RNA. The record is from the annotation of a GenBank genome assembly. Lineage: Eukaryota; Fungi; Glomeromycota; Glomeromycetes; Glomerales; Glomeraceae.